AUGCUCGCCGCCACACCCACGCCGUACGGCGCCUCGGGCGUUGUAGACGCCGACGGCGUGAUCCUCGACUUUCCUGCGCUCGACGUCUCCCCCCUCCUGCCCCCUCCGUACACUCACACUCCCCUCGCCCUGCGCGACCUGUCCCCAUCCCUCAUCCAUGCCCUCUCCCCCGCCGCGCUCCGCCACCUGGCCCAAGGCCUCGCGUCCACGCGCGGCGCCCUCUCCACCGGCCGCGUGCCACGCGAUAUCUGGCCCAUGUACUCCUCCUCGCCCUCGCGCUCGCUCGCCUCCUUCAUCUCCUCGGCCAGCUCGUCCCCCUCGCCAUUCAACACGCCGUCUCCACUCCUCUCGACCCCGAGUCCCUUCGCCACGCCCCCGCAUAAGCGCUCGCCGCGGAGCACGCCCUCCUCGUCCCCUCCCAAGCGCGUGCGCCCCCGCGCGCAGAUCACGCCGCUCACAUUCGCGCUCCUCGUCCUCUUCGCCCACGGAGACAUGGCCGCCAUGAGCAGCCUGUUCGUCGCCCACCCCGGGCCUGUGGCGCGCGAUAUCCGCGCGGGCAACCUCCUCCCUCUGCUUCCCGGCGCCCUGGCACCCCUCCUCACGGCGCUCCAAGAACGCAUCCUCCAAAACGGGACGUACACUUCCGACCCGCUCCUCGCGCCCGCGGCACACCUCCUCGUGGCUGCCCUCUCCGUGCCAGACGACAACGUCUUCGGCGCGGACGAGAACGUCCAGCGCCGCCUCGAGACGCUCUUCGCGCUGCUGCCCCGCGUCGCGCCGGCCAAUGUCCGCUUCUACGGCGUUCGUGUCGGGCUCGUGUUUGCCGCCCUCGGCAUCCACGAGGCAGAGGCUUACGAGCGCCGCUCGCGCGGGUGGGCGCUCGGCGCGGCGGCCGUGUCGGCGGGCACUGGGGUUGCCGCACGCGUACCCUCCCUCGUCGGCGGGAUGGUGAAUGUCGGCCCUGUCGUCGAGCCGCUGGCCACCAGCGUGCGCGGCGCCGCGCUCGACGCCAUCAGCCGCAAGACGCGCAAGCUCGGCGCUGGGGUCGGCCUCGUCGCGGUCAAGUUCAGCACGCAGGUGCUCGACGAGGCGGGCGACGGGCUGUGCGCGAGCUUCGCGUCCGCCGCGGCCGUCGGCGACGCAGUGCACGACGAGCACGGUAAUGUGCGCCGUGCGUUCGCCGAGGGCGAGUGCGCGCGCUUUGCGGAUGUCGCUUGGCGCGUGUUUUGUCUCGUCCCCCGGCUUGAGGGGUUCGACGUCGGCGUCAGCGACUACCCCGUCAGCGUACGCCCAGAGCCUGCGUCCCUCUGGGGACGGAUGCUGGGCUACCUCCAGCCUGCGGCCGAGCGUAUUGUCGUCUCGCCACGCAUAUCCAGCGACGUGAGGUAG
Messenger RNA from Vanrija pseudolonga, 1389 nucleotides. RefSeq lists its product as uncharacterized. The record is from RefSeq and is a predicted model, not a curated record. The transcript has a single exon. Bases 1 to 1389 code for a protein of 462 amino acids. NCBI's taxonomy places the organism in Eukaryota, Fungi, Basidiomycota, Tremellomycetes, Trichosporonales, Trichosporonaceae.